Messenger RNA from Brachypodium distachyon (stiff brome), 1249 nucleotides. RefSeq names its product protein SENSITIVITY TO RED LIGHT REDUCED 1. The transcript has a single exon. Gene Ontology annotation, cellular component: nucleus; cytoplasm. Bases 121 to 981 code for a protein of 286 amino acids. Gene Ontology annotation, biological process: microtubule-based process. The record is from RefSeq and is a predicted model, not a curated record. NCBI's taxonomy places the organism in Eukaryota, Viridiplantae, Streptophyta, Magnoliopsida, Poales, Poaceae.
AGUCACGACUAACCCUUCCCGCCAAAUCUGGACCGUUCAUCACUGCAAUCAGACGGCCAUCAGGCCACCACAAUCUAUCUCGAGGCAGAGCAAUCCAAUCCCCAAUUUUCUCCAGCCCCCAUGGCGGCCGCCGCCGCCGUCGCCGACUGGACCGUCGUCCGCCGCCGCGGCCUCCGUCGAGGACGAGAGCCCCCGGUUACCACCUCCCACCCUGACGCCCCGCCGCCGCUCCCUUUGACCCCGAUCCCCUGGUCGCCCUCCGACCCUUCCCUCGACUCCGCCCGCGUCUCCCGCCUCGUCGACCGCGCCCGCGCCGCCAUCUCCCGCGUCGAGGCCUCCCGCCUGUACAGCCGCCUCCUCCUCCCGGACUCCCCGCUCCGCCACCGGCUCGCCUCGCUGGCCCCAACCCGCCUCUCCCUCCUCGGCGUCGGCAGCUUCGAGUCCUCCCUCGCCGCGCGGCUCCAGCUCGCGCUCGCGGCCCUCCUCCGCCGCGACCUCCUCCCGGACGCCUCCGCGGAUCUCUUCGACCCCGUCCUCUCCGCCGCCGAGUGCGCCGCGGCCGCCGCGCUCGGCUUCGCCGUCCCGCGCCUCGACGACGGGUGCCGCCGCCGCGCGGCCGGGCCCACCCUAUUCUACAUGCCCCACUGCGAGGCGGCGCUCUACGACGCGCUCCUCGACGCCAACUGGGAGCCCCGUGCCCAGCUCCGCCGCCUCUGCGUGCUCGGCAACAGCUUCCAGCGGUACGCGCUCCAGGCGGAGGACAGCGCCUCGGGCCCCGCCGCCAAGGCCAAGCUUGUCCUCGCUGCGGAGCGGUUCGCCUGGGAGGAGAGCGUCAACGAGGCCGGCGCCGUCGAUGACGAAGACGGCUUCGUCCGCGCCUUCAACGAGACGAGCUGGCAUUUCUUCGAGGUGGACGACGAAGACGCCGACCGGAAGGAGAUAAGUUCCAACGCUUUGUCCAUGGAGAAAUUAUCACUGUAAUACUAUGACUUGUAUUAUAUGAUUGGAGAUGCAUUCAAAGACUCAUCAGAUUGAAACCUUAGCACAAUUUGGUGCUUGCUUCAUCUUGAUUUUAUAAUGAACAGGAAUGAAAGUAUAGUUGUGUGCAUUGUAUCAUUAUAAGAAUUCAGAGUUUUGGCCAUUGAGUUUUGUUACUUGGAGCCACUAGUCACCACAUAUUUCUGUCUGUUAGCCAAUGAAUUAAGAGAAUAAACUCCCAAAUCCCAAUAUAGUGCUGAAUGAAAGUAUA